This is a messenger RNA of Stegastes partitus (bicolor damselfish), 4947 nucleotides long. It is a transcript of the gene maml1, whose product is annotated as mastermind-like transcriptional coactivator 1. NCBI's taxonomy places the organism in Eukaryota, Metazoa, Chordata, Actinopteri, Pomacentridae. The coding region runs from base 1306 to 4398 and encodes 1030 amino acids. Gene Ontology annotation, molecular function: transcription coactivator activity. Gene Ontology annotation, biological process: positive regulation of transcription of Notch receptor target; Notch signaling pathway. Gene Ontology annotation, cellular component: nucleoplasm; nuclear speck. The transcript has 5 exons. The record is from RefSeq and is a predicted model, not a curated record.
UCGUGAUUGUCAGUCAAAUCUGGCGACAGUGCCCGCUCUUGAUUGGCUGUUGGUUCUUGUCAGUCAUCCGUGAGGCGGGCACAGAGACAUUCCUCCUGUGCUGAUGGAAAAAAAGAGAAAGUUUCCAAGAUGGCUGCGUAGCCCUGCCUGUUCGCUGGAAAACAAUAGAAGCAGCACAGGGGAACAGACUUAGUCCGUUCAUACCGACGAAACCACUCUCACACCCCGCAUAUCCCGACUCGGGUUCGUCCGGGAGGAGGAUUAUCCGCGGCGGCGACUCGGGAGAAAUAUAAUCAAAGUAUAAUGAUGUAUUUAAACGUUUCAGGCUAGCCAACCCUGCUAGCCAGCCGUGCUAACGUUAGCCCGUCUAUCCAUAACACAGCAGCUAGCGGCUAACGGCUAAUAGGAGGCGGAGGAUCAGCUGUUUGCUACACAGAUGCUGUAGGAAGAGCGGACGGCAACACUCUCACAGUAAGUGCAUUUAAAAACUAAAUAAGCUUUAAAUAUAUGAGAAGUCUUGUACUGUGUAAAACUGUUGCAUUAGGUUAAAUAUAAAAUUUGUUAGCUGCCAAUUUUUAGUGACGCUAACAGCUAGCUGCUGCUCGCUAACCGAGCUAACUCAUCAUACUUGAGCAAAAUAAAGUUUCGGACAAGUUGUUGAGCCGUUAGGAGGCUCCCAGCGGAGCCGAUAGCACCGGAACGGGGUUCAAAUCAGAGGCUGAUGCUGCCGAAGUCCCGGAUAAACACAUUUUAAAGGCAACUCAUGGAUUUAAAAAAAAAAGAAAAGAAAAGAAAAGAAAAUUCGACGUUCCAACUUUGAUUUACAGUGGAGGAAUGUGCUAACUUCACUUAGCCCGAACAUGAGUUGGUCUGAUAGCGAAGCUGCUUCACUGAAUGAAUCUAAAUGUAGUGUUAAAGCUUUAAAUGGUUUGUUUUAACAGCAGCAGGCUUUGAUUUGGUUAAAUCUGCGGUUCUGAUUUGGGGUUAAACUCCGGCUGAUUGCGGCUCCAAUAGCUCCGCUUCACACAGCAACUUAAACGAGCUGGUUCACCUGAUGAGGCUUACAGCAGAUAUUUGGCUUUAAGUGAGUAAAAUCAGGAGGCUGGAUGGUUUUGCACCCAAAAACCUUAAUUUUCCUCUCCGGCAGUGAGUGCCGCUGUGACUGAAGGCCAUUAGCAAGACAAAGGUCGCCUCCAUGGAGCCAGCACAGGAGUCUUUGUAAAGGGCGAGGGGGGGUGAAAAAGAGCCAGAUUCAGCAUUUUAUGGACGAAACCUGAGCCGGGAAUUUACUACAAGUCUUUAUUGAUGAUGGCGGAUUUUGUUACACCGCGACACAGCGCGGUGAUGGAGCGGCUCCGCCGGAGGAUCGAGCUCUUCCGGCAGCAUCACAACAGCUGCGAGAGCCGCUACGAGAACGCGACGCUGGAGCGGCUGGAGCUGGAGAGGCAGCAGACCUUCGCCCUGCACCAGCGCUGCCUGCAGGCCAAAGCCAAGCGGUCCAACAAGCACCGGCAGCCCCAGCCCAGCGGCGACCAGGCAGGCCAGAGAGUGCCGGGCGGAGGAGGAGGAGGAGGAGGCGGCGGCGUGGAGCACGGGGAGAGCGGCGGGACGGCGGCGGAGCAGAGCCGGAACAGCACGCUGAUAGCGCUGCAGGAGACGGUGAAGAGGAAGCUGGAAAGCGCCGGUUCUCCGCUGGGCAGAGAUCAGGUCAACGGCUACAGCGACGGCUUUCCCUCCAGCAAGAAGGCCUGCCUGGACAAUGGCACCACCAACGGCUCCCCACUGGACUCAAAGCUGGGCAUCAGUGACUCACUCAACUCCAACGGGACCCACGGGCCGGCAGGGGAGUCGGCGGAUGGCGGCGGGGAGCCGGGGUCGGACUUCCAUCGGAAGGAGAUGAAGCAGGAGCCGGACGACAUUCUGCCCAUCAUGCCUCCGUCGGGCGGUGGCAACAACAGCUUGUUCCCCGACCUGAACCUGAACGAGCAGGAGUGGACGGAGCUGAUGGAGGAGCUGAACUGCUCCGUGGCCUACGAGGACAUCCAGGACAUUCUCAACGACGGCUUUGAGGACCGCAAAGACCCACUGGAGCUGGCGCCGACUCCGGGUGGAGGAGCGUCGGUGGGAGGAGCACCGGGUGGAGGAGGCCAGCCGUCAGGGGGGCUGCUCCCUCCAGAUCUGGCCAGCGUGAAGGCAGAGUUCUCUCCGGCAUCGGCCGUCUUCGAGCAGGACUCUCGCACUGGCUCACCCCACGUCAGGUCCACCUCCUCUGGGCCACCUCCUCACCCCACCAGCUCCCCUGUCGCCUCCUCCUCCGCCUCCUCCCCGGCUCUGCCUCCCUCCCAGCCAGCUCCUCCCCCUCGGCAGCUGCAGCCUCCUCCCAACCAUCUCCUCCCUCCGGGGCCUCCGGUGCCCAAAGACCUGUCCCCUGCCCAGCAGCUCCAGCAGCUGGCCGCCCAACAGCAGCGAGCCCAGCACCUCCACGGCCAGAUGCACAAACAGCCACAGCCAGGGGCCAAGUUCCACAGCCAGGGGCCCCACGCCCAUCCCUCGCCAUGGCCCCAGAUGCCCAACACCUCACAGAGCUCACUAGGGGGCGCCUUUGGUAUGGACAAGCCCACAAGCCCUUCCUUGUACCCGCAGGACUUUAACCCUAACACCCAGAAACAGCUGCUGAUGCCCGGUCAGCCCAACAAGGGCUCUCCCAAGGCAGGGGCGGGCAGCUACAUGCAGGGGCCCACCGGGCACCCCAACAUGCUGGGUCACCUGACGUCAGGGCCCCCCCUCAGCCACGCACCCACCGCGGGAGCUCAGGCUCAGGCCGCCAUGCUGAACUACAACAACACCAAACCUCUGUCGCACUUUGAGGCGGGGCCCGGCCCACCGCGGCCCCCCAACGCCCAGAGCCAGAACAAGGCGGCCCUGCUGACGCUGCUCCGGCAGCAGCAGCAGAUCAAGCAGAAGAACAGCAUGAACUUCCGCCAACACAUACCACACACACAGGACCAGAACUCGUACUCGGCUCCCCCUCACGGCCCGGGCCCCACCAACGCCAUGACGUCGGCACCUGGGAGCAACGCCAUGUCUGCCCAGCCGGGGGCCAACGCCAUGGCGAGCAACCAGGCGUACCUGAACAGCCAGGCGGUGGCAGCGGCGCUGAAGCAGCAGCAGCAGCAGCAGAUCCUGGAGCAGCAGAAGCAGCAGCAGCAGCAGUACAUGCAGAGGCAGCAGCUCAUGGCUGAACAGGAGAAGCAGCGACAGCAGGACCAGCAGCUGCAGCGACACUUGACCCGACCUCCCCCUCAGUACCAGGACCAGCCGGGACCGCCGGCCAAUCAGAACCCUUUCCCUCAGCAGCCCGUCAACCAGUUUACAGCGUCCUCUCAGCCAAUGAGCGUUGGUUCCAUGGGAGGCCCCGCCCCUGGCUCACAUAUGUUCUCUCAGAACCAAGGCAUGAUGGGCAUGAACAUGAGUCAGAGCGGAGGGCCAACGGGCAGCGUAGCUCCGCCCCCGGCCGCCAGCCAGGCUGACAUUAGUCUGCCUUCCUGCGGCGCCGGAGGGGGCGGGGCCGGUGUGGACGUCCUCUACAGAGACAUGAACCUGCACCCGGCCCACCCGCCGCAGCAGGCCGCCCUGCAGCGCCAGCCUCUGGGUGCCAUGAGCGCCCCCUACAGGCAGAGCCUCCUACAGCAGCAGCAGCAGCAUCUGAAGGCGCAGCCCAACGCCGCCAUGUUGAAGCAGCAGCAGCUGGCCGCCGCCCGCAUGCCGGGCGCCAUGCAGGGCAGCAUGGGGGGCAGCCUGCCUGGGUCCAUGCCUGGCGGGAUGCCGGGUGGCCAGAGCGCCGCCUGGCAGCAGCAGCUCGCUAACCAGUCGCCCUCCAGCAACGCAGGCCUGGCCCCCAACGCCUUCAACAAUCCCCCCAACGCCUUCCACAUGCAGCAGCAGCAGCGCAUCUCCAAGAUGCCGCCAGGCUCUGCGCCCUUUGGCACCAACCCCGCUGGACGUCCCAUGGGAGGUCUGAAUGCCGGGCAGCAGCUGAUGCAGACAAACAUGGCCACCGCCCAGCAGAGGGCGCCGCCCAACCCCCAGAGCCUGGGCCAGCCGAUGGCCAAUCAACAGCAGACUCAGCAGCAGCAGGCCAAUCAGAACCAGGCCGUCCUGUCCGACCUGGCGGCGUUCAGACAGCCGCAGGGCAGCGGUCGCCAGGGCCUACAGUGUAACCAAGGAUACCAGGUGAGCAGGACUGCCAAUCAGCAGCAGCAGCAGGUUUCGUUUGGAUACAACGUGGCGUCGGGGAGCUUCGCCGCUGAGAGCGAGCUGGUGGACUCGCUGCUGAAGGGGCAGAGCACGCAGGAGUGGAUGGCCGACCUGGACGAGCUGCUCGCCAGCCACCACUAGUCACCUGUCUGCACCUGGAGCCGCUGUCCUGCAGCAUGCUAACGUUAGCCGCCUAGCUGGGUCUCAUUCACUGUCUCUGUGCUCUGUGGACAAGAUGUUUCUGAUGCGACUGAAGCUCAGUUCCAUCAGGUGGAUGCAUGUCGACCCACAGGUGUCUGGACCAGCCGCCACGUCACUGCAGUGCGAUGAAGGAACAGGACGGAGACCCUAAAUCAGCUGGUUAAAGUAAAUCAAAGGCGUCAGCUGACUUAGAGCUGAGCUGAACCCCGACGAGUCGACUAAGCAGAACAGCACCAGUCUCCAUUCAGAAAUCUAGAAAUGUAACGAUGAACCGCUUGGUGCAGAAAUACACUCCUGGUAGAACAUGAAUGUCAACCUGUCAGCGCCUCGUAUACGCAGAGGGAUCGGCUGAUUUACAUCUAUAAACGUACAGAAGAAUUUAAUGCACUGCACAAACAAACGAUGCUGUACGACAACAACGUUUAGAUCCUGAAGCUUAGAGAUAAAACAACCAGGCAGUAAUGUUUGGUUUUGGUUUUCACAAAGCAA